This is a messenger RNA of Rhinocladiella mackenziei CBS 650.93, 1140 nucleotides long. RefSeq lists its product as uncharacterized. NCBI's taxonomy places the organism in Eukaryota, Fungi, Ascomycota, Eurotiomycetes, Chaetothyriales, Herpotrichiellaceae. The record is from RefSeq and is a predicted model, not a curated record. The transcript has 7 exons. Bases 1 to 1140 code for a protein of 379 amino acids.
AUGCCAGCUCGAAGAUCAGGUGGAACCAAAGCCACUCCGGCAUCUGCAAGGGUGCAUAAGCGCCAGCUAUCUGAGACUCCGGCUACCACAACGCCAGGAAGUCGGGUGUCGAAGAGAUUGAAGGAGUCUGCAGAGAAAGCCAAAAGCUCCGGAGCGACGCCUACCAAGAGCAAGUAUUUCGAGGAACCAGAUUCUGAAGAUGCAGACGAUCCAGAUGACGACGUUGAUGGUGAUGAUGAUUCCGGGUACGAGGAUGAAGAUGCAUCCGGGACGGAAGACCAGCCGGCCGUCACCACAGAUGAGGAAGAAGACGACUACGACUCCGAUGCGGAUAGGAAGAAAAGAAAGUUUGACAAGAAGACGGCCGGGUCCAAGUCUGUCGUUGUAACUCUGGUGGGGAAGGACAAGGAACUCUGGAGACCAGGUGUGAAGACGGGAUUGGGACCCGGUAAACAGGUUUUCAUUGAGAAGCCCAAGCCACGCGGUGAUGGGGGUAUCAAGUAUGUUCCGGAAAAGAUUCAUCCCAAUACUAUGGCGUUCUUGAAGGAUCUCAAUGAAAAUAACGAUCGAGAAUGGCUUAAGAUGCACGACCCAGAUUAUCGGCAAUCCUGGAAAGAUUGGGAGAGCUUUGUGGAAACACUGACUGAAAGAAUCUCUGAGCUUGACGAAACAAUCCCUGAAUUGCCGCCCAAAGACCUGGUCUUUCGAAUCUAUCGAGACAUUAGAUUUUCUCCUGAUCCUACGCCGUACAAGCCUCAUUUCUCUGCGGCAUGGUCUCGUACCGGACGAAAGGGACCCUAUGCGUGUUAUUAUGUUCAGAUUCAACCCGGAGGCAAAAGUCUCGUCGGUUCUGGACUGUGGAUGCCUGAAGCCCAACCGUUGGCUCUCUUGAGGACGAACAUCGACCGAAAACCGAGGAAGUUAAGGCGUGUUCUAAUAGAGCCUCAGCUGCGAAAACAGAUAUUGGGUGUCACUUCGAACGACGAGAAGAAGGCCAUCAAAGCGUUUGCUGCACAGAAUUCCGAAUAUGCCUUGAAAACUAAGCCCAAGGGUAGCAGUGUACCUAGCUCCCGCGUCAAGUACUUCUCUGGUAAACCCCGUGGAAAUGAAAAGCCUCGCUUACUUGCGCACCAUAAGUGA